GUUCGCUCGACGUCAAUGGAAAUUGGGAACACGGUCUGCAGUAACAAAUACGGAGAUGGGGACUAGUAAAAAUAUUUUCAAAAUUAAAUUAAGAUAAAGUAGUGUUUUUCUGUAUAGUAUAACGGGAAUUACCAGAAAAGUUCGGCGAUGUCUCAAUAAGUUAAGUCAUGUCAGAGGAACAUGAUGGUGAUGUCGUUGAUAGUGAAAGAAUCCUGGACAAAGAGUGUCAGACGUGCGAUGUGACUUGUGAUGAAGGGAGUGCCAAUAACAGUGCCACUAGCAAAGAGAGUGAGACGAGCGAGGUGGAAGAGAAGGGUGACCUGUCCGAGAAAGGAAACGAACCCAGGGGCAGCAUCAUAUGGACGGAUGAGAAGACGCACCUUCGAGUGUCAUGGAACUUGAAGGAAGGAACGGCCACAGACAAAGAUUAUGUGGCUCUUUGUUAUACAGAGACCACAAGCAUAGCCGGUAUCGCCAGGCUCGUGCCGGCGACCGGAUGCGACACUGGACAUAUAAUGUGGCUGCUUGAUGAGCCCAAUCAGCCUUAUGAAGAUUGUGAACAACUGCUCUGUUUCCGUUACUACAAUGGCGAAGAAGACGAAUGCGUUGCAGAGUCUUCUACCCUACCACCACGAUUUAAAAUUGAUCUUAAAAAGCUGCCACAUCGGCUUAAAGAGGGAAUCUCGAGGAAAAGAAGCGGUGAUCAAGUGUCACCCUUCUCAUAUAACAAUGAGAGUUUCGAAAUGAGUUCAGAAAACACACCUCGAGUUGAAUUAGUGAGUACGAGCCAGGACAUCAAGUAUCUUAGUGAGAAUGUCAAUAAAUGCUCAAUUAGCACCUUAGGAAAUAAUGGGACCUUAAAUCUCGAACAAAUAAAUUGUGAUCAUAGUAAAUCUCUAGUUAGUAGUAGUACUGAAUCUCCUAGUGAAUGUCCCAAUAUUUUGGACUGCAAACCAACGUCAUCUGGUGUCAAAAAGAAAUGUCCUCCUCCUGUCGAUACUGGUGGUGGACAAGUUUUGAAUGGUGUCAAGAAAAAAACUAAUAUGAAUAUCGGGUUAGAAUCUCCGACAUCCCCCGAUGGAACUGAAUAUUAUAAGUUAUGGUCACCGCAGAAUCCUUGCAAAAUUAUGAAGUUUGUUUAUGAUGUGGAAGGUGCGAAUGUGCCAAAUGAUGCUCAAAAAUCUCCAGUUCCGCCCUUACCACCUAGACAAUCACAUAAACCUCUAGAAAGAAUGCACGCUUUACCUCCGAUUGUUCAGAGGCAUAGGAAACCUAAAAAGUUAACAAAGCCAGAAGAUGCGUUUACUUUUGAGCUGAUAGACACUGAUGAACAAUUUUUUACGGAUAAUAACAUUGCCAAUUCCGCAGCUUUGCACGGAGAUAUUAAUGAUUUUAAACCUGGAGAAUUUUAUUCAGGCGUUCAAGCUCCCAUUUCUUCAACCACAACUUUUUUAAGAGGAUGUCAAAAUGUUGCACCUCUAGCAACUCCUGAGACUGAAGGUAGCUUAUGUGACUCAACUAUAUCUUCCAUUAAAUUAUCUAAAUUUGUAGAGGAUAAGAAGUCAGUCGAUGUACCUGAUAGCACGCAAAAUGUUGGUAAAAGCAACAUUGUGUUUAUAAAAGAUAUAGGUCCUGACAAUUAUAUUACAACAACUUUCGCCAGAAAAGAGAAAAAUGUUGAAGGUGAUUUUCAUUUGACGCCUAAUCACGCAAAAUCUGAUGAGAAGGCACAACAUACAUUCUUAAAUGAAAUAUGUAAUCGUGUAGAUUUCGAAGACGAUAAUAGACAUCAGGUCGAAGAAAAGGAAAUUUCUGUAGUAAAAGGUCACAAGCCCCUCACAAGACAAAAUUCGGGGCGAGCUACGCCGACCAUGAUGACAGCAUUUUUGAACUCGUCUCAUAUUGAUGGGAGUAGUCGGGAAGGAGAGCAAGAAAUCCACACCGCACCCAGUUCCUGUAAUUCAUCCCCUUCUAGCUCUCCCAUAGAAGAAGGCGGAAAGACGAUACCAAAUGUUGGGACAUUGCUGAUGAAUCGAAAAUAUUCGUGUGACAGUUCCACUCCUAAACACUCAAGUUUACCACGUCAUUUGUUAAAAAAUCUCGGAUGUGAAAACAAUACCAAACAUUCCCCUCACAAAUCGGUACCAUCGAAGGAUGUCCCAGACAGUCCUAUGAGGCCUCACCCGAGAGUCUUAUCCAGAGUAGCUGCGCUAGCAAAUACGACCGUUCCACAAUGUCCACCGACACCGACUCAUCACGCGAGAAGAACGCGGCCGUUGCCGCCACCAGAUCUACACCCACCACCUAUACAGAACUGUGAAAACUUUGAAAUGGUAGAAUUCACAAAUGAAUUAAGAACAUCGGAGAUUAGAUCGCCUAACUUAGAGUUCGUUAAUAGCAACCAUUUCACUAUCGUUCACGCUGGACCACCUGAUGAUGUGGUUUUGCGGAGACCGCAAGCCGUGGACGACACUGAUGAUAAUGAAAACGCGGUAGCAUCGCCGACACCGUUGCGGCAUAUGGCUGGGAUAAGACUACCCUCCAUACCCGAGAGAGCGUCCAGGCAAAUGGCCUUGACAGGAGAUUUCCCGGCUAACAUGAUUGGAGGAAUCAUUGAAUGCGAAGAACCUUUGCCACCUGGUUGGGAGGCUCGUAUGGACAGCCACGGACGUGUCUUCUAUAUUGAUCAUAUAAAUCGCACAACAACGUGGCAGAGGCCGGCUGCCAACGGCGCAGCGCGUUCGCCUGAACCAGAAGUACAGAGGCGCCAGUUAGAUAGGAGAUAUCAAUCUAUUCGUCGCACGUUGACGAGGGCGCCGCCUGAGGAGGAAGAGCCCCCCGCGGGGACGUCCAACGCGCCCGCCGCGCCUCACGCCCCACAUCCCGCCGCCGAGUUCCUCGCACGACCUGACUUCUACUCCAUAUUGCAUAUGAACCUGGAAGCGUCAUCUCUAUACAACUGUAACUCCACUCUCAAACACAUGAUAUCUAAGAUCCGUCGGGACACCAGCUCCUUCGAGCGUUAUCAACACAACCGCGAUCUCGUAGCUCUGGUCAACAUGUUCAGUGAAACCGACAGGGAGUUGCCCUUAGGAUGGGACUCCAAGCUCGACAGGAACGGGAAGCGUUUCUUCGUGGACCACGUGAUGCGUCGCACCACAUUCGUGGACCCCCGCCUGCCUCGGGCUCCGACCGCGGGACCGUUCUCUCCGCUGCUGCCUCCGAGGCGGAGGCCCAUUAUGACCGACCAGGCUCCCACUCCGCCGCCGAGACCUCCGAUAUCCACAGCCGACUCGUACUUACAGAACUCUCAGCAAGAGAUACCCAUAGCAUACAAUGAUAAGGUGGUAGCAUUCCUCCGUCAGCCCAACAUCCUGUCCAUCCUGAAGGAGCGCUGUUCAGGCUGCGGGACCGCCUUGAGGGACAAAGUUAACGCGGUUAGGGUUGAAGGAGCGUCCGCACUCGCGCGGUACCAAAACGACGUCCAGCUGACAUGCCUGUUGAGCCUCUUCGAGCAGGAGAUUAUGAGUUACGUGCCGGCAUCUGGGGCUCCAGAACCUUCGCCGGUGGCGUCCCCGGCCGCCGCGAGGAGCACCAGGGCUCCCGCCCCCCAGAGAAGGGACUUCGAGGCCAAACUACGAGCCUUCUAUAGAAAACUCGAGAGCAAAGGAUACGGUCAAGGACCAGGGAAGCUAAAACUACACAUCCGGCGCGAACAUCUGCUAGAAGACGCGUUCAGACGGAUCAUGUCUUGUAGCAAGAAGGAGCUCCAGAAAGGCAAGCUGUGUGUGCUGUGGGAGGGCGAAGAGGGCCUGGACUACGGCGGACCCAGCAGGGAGUUCUUCUUCCUCCUGUCCAGGGAACUCUUCAACCCUUACUAUGGACUGUUCGAAUAUUCAGCGAACGACACAUACACAGUCCACGUGUCGCCGAUGUCCGCCUUCGUCGACAAUCAUCACGAAUGGUUCAGAUUCUCCGGUCGCGUGUUGGGGUUGGCGUUAGUUCACGGCUACCUGUUAGAGGCGUGGUUCACUCGAGCCCUGUACCGAGCCCUGCUCCGCCUGCCGCCGGCUCUCGAGGACGUGGACGCGCUCGACGCACAGUUCGCCGCGUCACUGAGAUGGCUUCAGUCCGCUCGCUGCGUGUCCUCACUGGAGCUGACGUUCGCGGUGUCCGAGCGUCUGGCGGACGGGCGGGUGUUAGAGAGAGAGCUGAGGCCGGGCGGGCGGGAGCUGGCCGUCACCGAGAGGAACAAGAAGGACUACCUCGAGAGACUGGUCCGCUGGCGCGUGCAGAGAGGAGUCGCCGAUCAGACGGAGUGGCUCGUCAGGGGGUUCCAUGAGGUGGUAGACCCUCGCUUGGUGGCAGCCUUCGAUGCUCGCGAGCUGGAGCUGGUGAUCGCGGGCGCCCCCGAGCUGGACGUGGCGGACUGGAGGACACACACAGAAUACAGGGGAGGAUACCACGACCACCACCCCGUCAUACUCGCCUUCUGGCAGGCCAUCGACAGAUUCACGAACGAGCAGCGUCUCCGGCUGGUUCAGUUCGUGACGGGAACGUCGUCUAUACCGUACGAAGGCUUCUCGGCGCUCCGCGGGUCCACGGGGCCGCGGCGGUUCUGCAUAGAGCGCUGGGGUCGCACGGAGUCCCUCCCGCGAGCUCACACCUGCUUCAACCGCCUCGACCUGCCGCCUUACCCCACGCUGCAGCUGCUGCACGAGAAGCUGCUCCUGGCCGUGGAGGAAACCAACACCUUCGGCAUAGAAUGAGCUCCUUCACACGAGGAUCGAGAGCCGAAGCCGACCCGCCCGCUCGAGGACGUCUCCAGCGACGUCAGCCACACGUGUCCGCUCCGCCCGACCGCCUGUUCUACUCGAGUAUAUUAUUGUGGCUGUGAACCGGGACCCGAUUCCGGAUUUAGUUAUUACGCUUUCACUAAUUUAUAAUUUUACUAACCGUCGAGAUGCCGUCUCAGUAUCUAUUAUUACUUAUAGAGGUCGACGUUCUGUAAAGGUUACUGUAGGAGCGUUCUCUCGCUGUCGAUGGCUAUAUCAGAGAUGCUAUUUAAUUUAUUGAAAUGAAAACAGUACUUCCUAGUCAGCUAAUAUAAAUGUAUGCUAAUCGAACCGCGACAAGAGAUCACAGCUUCUUCCCGGUAGUUGAUACUGUUAAGGAAAUUAAAAUACUAUUUGACAUAUUGUAUGUUGAUCUUUGCUUAAUGCAGAGCAAAGUCCGCCGGUUGUAAGCGAGGUCUGUACUCUCGUCUUACAAGCCGUCUCAUACUUCGUUAGUGCGAACGCUAACUUCACCGUUUAUUGUAAAUAAACUCAUUAUUUAUUUGUCUCGUGCUCGCACUCAAGUGUAAGUUUAUGUUAUUUUCUAGUAUCAUAGCUCUAUUAUGUUAAAUAUUUAACUCCUAUUGAAUAUUGUUUAUGAUUAAAUUUUUAAGUAAUUUGUUUUGUGCGGAAGUGAUCAAAUCAAAAUGUCAAUAUACAAUAUAUUACUUACAUGAAUAAA
Molecule: messenger RNA, 5517 nt
Organism: Danaus plexippus (monarch butterfly)
Lineage: Eukaryota; Metazoa; Arthropoda; Insecta; Lepidoptera; Nymphalidae
Gene: Hecw
Product: E3 ubiquitin-protein ligase HECW2
Exons: 16
Coding region: 168-4769 (1533 amino acids)
Biological process (GO): regulation of dendrite morphogenesis
Molecular function (GO): protein binding; ubiquitin-protein transferase activity
Source: RefSeq, a predicted model, not a curated record